Molecule: messenger RNA, 2894 nt
Organism: Myripristis murdjan (pinecone soldierfish)
Lineage: Eukaryota; Metazoa; Chordata; Actinopteri; Holocentriformes; Holocentridae
Gene: zmat1
Product: zinc finger matrin-type 1
Exons: 7
Coding region: 37-1911 (624 amino acids)
Molecular function (GO): zinc ion binding; nucleic acid binding
Source: RefSeq, a predicted model, not a curated record
CACCGCGCAUGCGCCACACACAGCUAGGAAAAAAAGAUGGACGCCCAAAGUGUCUGCACUCCACAGCUUGCGGAGUCAGACGCUGAAAAAAACACUACCAGUACCCCUAACGCGGCUUCUGUAACAGAUGCUGACAUAGUAAUAAACACUAAAAUAGAUAGUGCCCAGGUUGAAGGAGGCCAGGGUGAAGAGGAACUGCUGAAGGGUUUACUCACUGACGACUACUGCCACGUGUGUGAGGCUGUGCUGCUGUUUGAAUCUCAGAGGCUCUCCCACUAUGAGGGAAAGAAGCAUGCCCAGAAACUCAAGCUGUACCUGCAGGCCAAGAGAGCUGAGAAGAUGAACACAGAAUCAAGUGGCCCCCAGCAGAGAGCCAUGACAGCUGACAAGGACCAUUUCUGUAAGCUGUGUAACAUGGUGUUCAGCUCAGCGGUAGUGGCCCGCUCACAUUACGAGGGCAAAGUCCACACCAAAAAUCUGCGCAAACAUGGCUUUCAGCCCACAGAAAUCUCAUCUCUCAAGGGCACUGACAUGCCUACUUUACCUAGCCUGACUCAGGCCUCAACUGAUGUUGAUCACAAAUCAGCGGGAGACGGCGGCAUGGAGUCCCUGGGUCCACUAGCCGCCGCUGCCCCCAGCACCGAGGUGGACCUGAAGGAUCCCAACAAGUACUGCUCGCUUUGUGUGGCCUCCUUCAACAAUCCACAGAUGGCCCUGCAGCACUACAAUGGCCGGAAACACCAAAGGAAUCAAGCCAGACAGGAGCUGCUCAAAGAGCUGGGGGACGACACGCAACAAGCGAACUCCCUGACCUGUCAAAUGUGUGGUGUGGAAUUUAAUUCGGUGGAGAUGUACCAGGCCCACAUGCAGGGAAACAAGCACCAGACUAAGGAGAAGAAGGUCAUCGACCUGUGCAAGACACAGAAAGUCUACAGCUCGUUUGCAGAUGAGCUGGCCGAUUACAUAGAGGUCCAAAAGGCCCGUGGAAUUGCGCCGAAGAGCAGCCACGUUCUUCCUCAGGGUGAUGAAGCAGUGGAGGGCGAGGAAGAUGAAGAGAAAGAGGAAAUAAAAAACAAAGUAGAUAGUGUACCAUUCAACAUACCUAGGCUCAACUUUCCUCCACAUUCUAAUCAACCUCAUCAGGCCUAUCCUGGUUCGUUUUACCCAGCUGCAAGGUGGCGUCCUCCAUACCAGGGUCCUCCAGCUAACUAUGGCUUCAAAGGAAUGCCCUACGGUUGGGAUUAUAACUUCCCUCCUCCACCACACCUAGGUCCAGGCUCUCCACAGUUCCACAGUCGGCCCAUCGGAAAGAGGAGGCGGAGAAACCAGUCAAGCUCCUCUUCAUAUACUACUUCGUCCUCUUCUUCCUCCUCCUCCUCCUCCUCCUCCUACAGUAGCAGCACAAGUGACAGUGAAGAUAGUGAAUACAGGCACAGAGAGAGGAAGAGGAGGAUUAGGAGGAACAGGAGUGAGAGAGGGAGGAGGACACGAGAGGAGGGUUCAGACAAAGAGAAGAGGAGGAGGAAGAGACGCAGGAGAGAAAGAGACAGUGACUCAGAGGAGAGGAGAAGAAGAGAGGAAGAUGCAGAGUCAGAAAAAGAUGGAAGGAGAAGUAAAAGGCAGAAAAAUCAUGGAAAGGGGCGAAGGCAGGAAAAAAAAUCCCGAGGCGAGGACUACGAGGAAGAUCAAGGGGAGAGGGUGGCAAAGGAUUUAAAGCCAGAAGGACUGCUGGAGGAAAAAGAAGGGACAGAGAUGCACAUGCAGGAUGAGACUAAUGUUGAGCAGGAGGAGAGAGAGCAGGCUAAGCCGUCCAGACCGAAGCACAGGAAAGAGAAGAAAAAAACGAAGGAGAAAGUAGACACUAGAACGGAGGAGGAGAAGCUGUGGGAUGAGUCCAUCCUGGGCUUGUGAACCCAAGAGGCCCAGGUGAACUCUUUCUUUUAGGCUAAUGUUAUUUAGGCCUAAAGAUAAACUUGUCAUAAGCAUGGCAUUACACCUCUCAUAAACAAUGUAAAUCAAAAUAAAUUCAUGGCAGUUUACAGUUAAAGCUGCUCGAACUAUCUGCUCUGGUAACUAAUAUGUGUGAUUUUUCAUAGGCAUGCUAGCUGGCUAGCCAUGUUUACCUACCUGCUUAGCAGCAGUCACUUUUUUCCAUGCAAACCUAACACAUACUUUAUUUUUAAUUUGGACACUCAAUGUCUUUGAUUGCAUUUGUGUGCACAAUUAUAAAAGGUUGGUUGUAAUAUUGAAGAUCUCUCUCCACAUUUUCUAACCUAUUGUGUGAAAUUAUUAAGUAGUUUUCUUUUCUCUAAUUUAAACUAUAUUUAAUUUUAUAUCUGUGCUCCUGACUGUGAUUUGAUAGACUGAGGUCCCAUUAACAGCCUGUGGUUGGUGCUGUUGAACUUCAUUCAGAGCGUCAGUGAGCCAAAUAAAUGCCUGUGUUCUAUGAUGUUAGAAACAUAAAUCAUGUCUUUUCUGUUGAAACUUUUUUUGUGCUUCCACUCAGUAUGUAAGUAUGUAUGUAUCUGCAUAUGUUUGAUUUAAUGGAAUAACAAAAAUAUGACUUUGCAAUGAAACAAGUCUAUGGCUGUCACAUACUGCAGUACAUGAAAAAAAAAUUGCCUACGUCUGCAGUGCACCGCUUGUACGCGCAGGCUUUGGAUGUGUUUGCAUUUGUGUUUGGGGUCAGACAGGUGCAUAAGUUGAAAAUGAGGACAGCUCUUGACAAACUAAGAAAUCCAUGUUAAGGUGCAUUUAGUGACAAUUGACAAUAGUUGAUUGGACCCGCAUGUACCUGAAAAGGACCAUUCCUUGAUCAAUUAAGAUAAUUGUUUUCACAGUGCUCACCACUGCAAUAUAAAGGAGAUAAAAGGAGCUGUUUUAUUUCACCCUUC